AUGGCUUUACCGGCUCAUUUACAGAACUCCUUGAUGCCCUCAGAGGUUAGUUUUCUUGCUGAGAAUGAAUAUAUUACAAUUUUGCCGAGAUAUUCAAUGAAAAAACUAGAGUUGAUAGGAGUAUGUAUAUAAUCAAGAAGGGUUAAUUGUGAUGAAAAUAUACUAACAAAAAUAUAAAGACCAAAGUACCGACAUUGAGAGGUAUGAGAAGAGAAAAAAUUCCAAUUUGGAUAGCUGUGAUCUUGAAAUCUCAAGAUAAAUGUAAUAUCGUUCCUCCAGAGUGGUUAAACUUAAUAUACUUGAAAGAAAAAUACGAAGAGGAAUUGAAGCAACCACAUAAGUUCAGUGUAUUACCCUGGAACUGGCUUGAAAUUUCGAAAAUUUUACUUAAUAAGGCAGCAGAUGAUUUAUCUGAUCCUACUCAUCAAUUAAGAUCCAUAAUACAAGACUUGAGAGAAAUACGACUUGUUAAGUCUCGAAAAGGUCUAAAGGAGUUGAACGAAUCGAAUAUCCAAUUGGAUGGGCUUUCGUUAUUGGAGAUUAACGAAUUGAGACCGUUUGUCUUAACUGUCAUGAACAAAUUGAGGCAACUCCACGAAUCCGUGAACACCAAAACAGAUAGAGAAACUGGAAACGAUCAGGAUGAUGAUAUGUACAACGAUGUAUCUGAUAAUGAAUGA
Messenger RNA from Debaryomyces tyrocola, 680 nucleotides. The record is from the annotation of a GenBank genome assembly. NCBI's taxonomy places the organism in Eukaryota, Fungi, Ascomycota, Pichiomycetes, Serinales, Debaryomycetaceae.